Messenger RNA from Hyla sarda, 3195 nucleotides. It is a transcript of the gene HDAC1, whose product is annotated as histone deacetylase 1. The record is from RefSeq and is a predicted model, not a curated record. The transcript is spliced from 14 exons. NCBI's taxonomy places the organism in Eukaryota, Metazoa, Chordata, Amphibia, Anura, Hylidae. Gene Ontology annotation, molecular function: histone deacetylase activity. The coding region runs from base 226 to 1665 and encodes 479 amino acids.
AUCCGGUGCUGGGAUUGGUUUAGCGGCGCCCACCAUCACCCUCCUCUUUCUUCAGAGCAGCGCUGCAGACUCCGCCUCCUCCCCGUGCCUUCGUUGCUUAUUGGACGGUGACCUGUCCGUCUAAUCCUGACUUUGGAUGCUCUGCUGGGAUUGGGUGAGUCGCGCUAGCACGUAGGCGGACGCAGGGUCGCAGAACAGGAGUGGAUCCGGAGCCCAGUAAGGAAAAUGGCGUACACCCAGGGAACAAAGAAGAAAGUGUGCUAUUAUUAUGAUGGAGAUGUUGGCAACUAUUAUUAUGGGCAGGGACAUCCUAUGAAGCCUCACAGAAUUCGUAUGACACACAAUCUGCUUUUGAACUAUGGACUCUACCGCAAGAUGGAAAUCUAUAGACCUCACAAAGCUAAUGCAGAAGAGAUGACAAAAUAUCACAGUGAUGAUUACAUCAAAUUUCUUCGCUCCAUUAGGCCAGAUAACAUGUCAGAAUACAGCAAGCAGAUGCAGAGGUUUAACGUUGGGGAGGACUGUCCAGUGUUUGAUGGACUGUUUGAGUUCUGCCAGUUGUCAACAGGGGGCUCUGUAGCAAGUUCUGUGAAGUUAAACAAGCAGCAAACGGAUAUUGCUGUAAACUGGGCCGGUGGACUGCAUCACGCCAAGAAGUCUGAGGCUUCAGGAUUUUGUUACGUUAAUGAUAUCGUCCUUGCCAUUUUGGAACUAUUAAAAUAUCAUCAGCGGGUACUGUACAUCGAUAUUGAUAUUCACCAUGGUGACGGUGUGGAGGAAGCCUUUUAUACCACUGACAGAGUUAUGACUGUUUCUUUUCACAAGUAUGGAGAGUAUUUUCCAGGCACUGGGGACUUGAGGGACAUUGGUGCUGGAAAGGGUAAAUACUAUGCAGUGAAUUACCCACUUCGAGAUGGUAUUGAUGAUGAAUCUUAUGAAGCAAUUUUCAAACCAGUAAUGACUAAGGUUAUGGAGAUGUACCAGCCCAGCGCUGUAGUUCUGCAGUGUGGUGCAGACUCACUAUCUGGUGACAGACUCGGCUGCUUUAAUCUAACCAUUAAAGGACAUGCAAAGUGUGUGGAGUUUAUGAAGACUUUCAACCUUCCUUUGUUGAUGCUGGGUGGUGGUGGCUACACAAUUAGAAAUGUGGCUCGCUGCUGGACCUACGAAACUGCUGUAGCACUAGACACGGAGAUACCCAAUGAGCUUCCUUACAAUGACUAUUUUGAAUACUUUGGCCCUGACUUCAAACUUCACAUUAGUCCUUCCAAUAUGACAAACCAAAAUACAAACGAAUAUCUGGAAAAGAUCAAGCAGCGACUUUUUGAGAACCUGCGAAUGCUUCCACAUGCACCUGGAGUCCAAAUUCAGCCCAUCCCUGAGGAUUCUGUUCAGGAUGAUAGUGGUGAUGAAGAUGAAGAUGAUCCAGACAAACGGAUUUCUAUUCGAUCCUCAGACAAGAGAAUUGCAUGUGAUGAGGAGUUUUCAGAUUCAGAAGAUGAAGGGGAAGGAGGCCGCAGGAAUGUUGCAAAUUUUAAAAAGGCAAAACGUGCCAAAACAGAGGAUGAAAAAGAUGAAGAUAAGAAAGAUGUUAAAGAGGAGGACAAGCUAAAAGAUGACAAGUCAGAAGCUAAACGGGUAAAAGAAGAGACCAAAACAGCCUGAUCCUGACUGGUAAAAAGCAACAUGUGAAGAUCAUGAAAUCCUUGCGGUCUUUAACUUUUUAUAUAUGCCUUGUACAGUGACUAUUGCAACAUCAACCCAUGUGGACUAAAUUAUUACUGUCCCUCUGAUUGGGGGAGGAGGGAAUCAAGCCAGACGGAGCCUUCCUUAUUGAUUCAUCAUGUGUUUUGCAGGCAUUAAAUCCUGUGUCCUCUGUUGGGUGGUGACUCGGUUCCUUGCUCUCUUCAUGCAAGAAUCCUGAUGAACCCCUUUAAAUUUUUACCCUGUGUUUUAAAGUAUUACUUAUAGUACAUCUGUGCUAUAUUCAACGUCUGCAUCACAGUGUUGGCUCUCGAAUGCUGAGGAUGCUGUGUUCUUACACAUUGGUUGAGCAUGUACACCUCAUGAUCAGGAUCCACAAGGAAAGAGAAAGGGAUAACCCAGUCUUCCAGUUCAGGCUUAUAAUGUCUUGGGAAAGGGAUAUGCAAGUCUCCUUUUCCGUAACUCUUCAGGGAUUCCCUGUUGGGGUAAUGCUGCUACAUCAUCCCAUUUUAAUGUUUUUGAAGCCAACAUUUUUGAAAAGAUGGGGAAGCCUGGUCAGCAGUUACCUGUUACCUCAAAGGGGUUGCUUUUUGGGUUUCUACAUAUAUUCGUACUGUGGGACUUGAGGUAUAUAAGGAUGGAGUUCAGGGGGUUUAUAUGUCAUUUUUUGUGACUGGGUUUUUCGUUUUAAUAUUUUCCUUUUUUAUGGUUACGUUGUGGAGAAACUUUGUAAUAAAACAUUAUACCACAGACCAGUGUGCUCAUAUAUCCCUUUUUCCAAAUAUGCCUUCAAAGAAAAGUAUUAUAUUCUGCAGGUUAUUCCAUAGGUUAUAUUUUAAACCUACUUGUAGCAACAUGAAUAAUUUCUCUAAUUAGUUACACUAUAGAUGCUGCUUAGAAUUUUCUAUAGUCUCUUUGCUGGUCUUAAGUGUACAUCCCCUCAGGAAAGUCACAAGAUGUAAAGAUAUGCUGAAUAGAGGUCACAUGAGUUGAUUUUACAUUAAGUGAAAAAUUUCCGAAGAAAAUUCUCGAAAUACCCAGUUGAAAUGGAAGCAUACUUGACAUAUUUGUAAGUUAAUGUUUCUACAGUAUCAUGACAUGCUGUAUUAUAGAAGUUUGUAAAGUGCCUUGUGUUUAAAGUUGGUUUCUUGACUUAGUACCAGCCAUUUAGCAGGCUUAAUGUUUUGGUGGAAGUCGUUCCACAGGCAUUGCCGUCUAUAGGGACAGCAAUGUGUGCGUGAUCCAAGUGCCAACUAAUUCAGUUGGAGUUGGCCUUGCUCGAUAGCUUUGGACGUAAGUUUUCCGGAGCUUCUCAGUCAUCCCAUCCUCCUUCAUCACUGCCUUGCCUGAUGUACAGUGCUUGGAUCCACCAGCAACUUAAUAUCUAUAGGCCAUAGAUAUACAAAUGUAUUGGCCUGGCUGCGUGUUGCCUAGUAAUUUGGUUUCCCUGCAGUUACUCAAUAAACAAGACUCCUGACAAAUCUUCAGCCA